AUGCAGCAUCAACCACAGCACUUCGCCGCUCAGCCGGCCUACAUGAAUGGCCACAUCAAGUCUGAGAACGGCUCUGAGCGUGGCGUCUCACCGCACCCAUCCGACUCGUCGCGCUACUCGUCACAACAACCACAGCAGCCACUCCCGUCAUACCCUCCCAUCCCCGCCCAGCACAUGAACGGCAUGCGCUAUCCUUCGCCCACGCCCAUGCAGCAAGCACCGAUGCAGAUGCUCAACAAUAACAGCUAUAUCCCUAAUCCACAGGACCACGCGUAUGCUCAGCAGCAGGUUCCAGACCAGCAGGCACAGCAUGCUGGUGGCCGUCCUGCCAACGAGAACGGCCCGCCAAAGGCAUUCGCGUGCUCCACGUGUGGUAAGGGUUUCGCGCGACGCAGUGACCUUGCACGUCACGAACGUAUCCACAGCGGCAUCCGUCCCCAUGUGUGCGAGUACCCCAAUUGCGGCAAGCAGUUCAUCCAGCGCUCGGCACUGACGGUCCAUCAACGUGUCCACACGGGCGAGAAGCCCCAUAUGUGUGAGCGUUGCGGCAAGCCCUUCAGUGACUCUAGUUCACUCGCUCGCCACCGUCGUAUCCACUCUGGCAAGCGCCCGUACAAAUGCCCCUACGCGGACUGCCAGAAGACGUUCACGCGUCGCACUACCCUGACUCGCCAUCAAAACCACCACACAGGCACUGUCGAAGAAGCUGCUGCUGCUACGGCGGCAGCUCUCGCUUCGCGCGCAUCUGCCCCGAGCAGGUCGGCUCGCUCUGAUGCAGAGGAGUACUCUGAGACCGCGUCGCCUUUGAACACGCCGUCACCCAACGACCGUCUCACGUCUAUGUCUCCUGCCGGCGGCAUGCCUGCCGGUGUCGUGCCGGGAAUGCACCGCCAACAACCGGAAUACGCGUACAUGGGUAACAUGAACGUUCCCCCACAUCUUAGAAACGAGAUGCCUCAACCUAGCCCGCGUGCAUCUCCCGCCCUGACAUCACAAUCGUACACCUCGACUGCGAGCGGCUCGCGUCCAACCAUCACCUCGCACCCGAGCGGCUAUGGCCCGCCUCCGAUCCUAGAGCCACCGGCAUCUGCCAACCACAACCAGUCUGGGACCAACAGCGCGAGUGGAAGCCCGCACAUGACUGCGGUCGGCUGGCAGUCGCCUUCUCACCAGGCGUUGCCAUCCCCAGGAGCUGGUGACAACAGUUAUGUCUACCCAGAGCCCCAGUAUGCCAACCCGCCCCACAACAUGUACUACCAGAACAACAACAUCCGUCGCCCGAACAGCACCGAGCCGGACCACUACAGCACAAACCAGGGGCAGCAGAUGUGGGCCCCCGCGGUGCAAUAA
This is a messenger RNA of Didymosphaeria variabile, 1350 nucleotides long. RefSeq lists its product as uncharacterized. Lineage: Eukaryota; Fungi; Ascomycota; Dothideomycetes; Pleosporales; Didymosphaeriaceae. Gene Ontology annotation, molecular function: DNA-binding transcription factor activity, RNA polymerase II-specific; RNA polymerase II cis-regulatory region sequence-specific DNA binding. Bases 1 to 1350 code for a protein of 449 amino acids. The record is from RefSeq and is a predicted model, not a curated record. The transcript has 3 exons. Gene Ontology annotation, biological process: regulation of transcription by RNA polymerase II. Gene Ontology annotation, cellular component: transcription regulator complex; PcG protein complex.